AUGACUCAAGCUAUCUACGAUCUCUGUGCACAUCCACAAUACCUCGAGCCCCUUCGGGCUGAGGUGGUAGAUGUGCUACGUGCCGAAGGCGGCUGGGGCAAGUUGACGGUCAACCACUUGCGCAAAAUGGACAGUCUAUUGAAAGAGUCGCAGCGUUUUAAUCCCGUUUUCCUGCUCACCUUCAACCGAAUUCUCCCCAAAUCAAUAACCCUCUCCAACGGAAUAUCCGUUCCAGUCGGCUCCCGCAUCGCGGUUCCAUCCAACGCCAUGUUGAACGAUCCCUCUAGAGUGCCAGGCGAUGCGCCGACUUCCUUCGACGCCUUCCGGUACUCGCGGCUGCGCGAGCAACCUGAGAAUGCCCAACGACACCUCUUCGUCAUGACUGACUAUAACAAUCUGGCAUUUGGCUACGGGAAGUUCGCAUGUCCUGGCCGAUUCUAUGCCGCUAAUGAAAUGAAGAUGAUGCUGGCGCAUAUGCUCAUUUGCUAUGAUCUGAGGUUCCCCGAUGGGUUUGGCAGGCCUAGGAACUUCACUAUUGACUCGGAUAUGUAUCCUGAUCCUGCUACGCGGUUGCUUAUUAGGAAGCGGUCUGGGGUCGAUGAGGGUAUGGAGGAGCUUUUGACGUCUGUUGCUUGA
Molecule: messenger RNA, 636 nt
Organism: Aspergillus costaricaensis CBS 115574
Lineage: Eukaryota; Fungi; Ascomycota; Eurotiomycetes; Eurotiales; Aspergillaceae
Product: cytochrome P450
Exons: 2
Coding region: 1-636 (211 amino acids)
Molecular function (GO): monooxygenase activity; iron ion binding; heme binding
Source: RefSeq, a predicted model, not a curated record